Cyclopterus lumpus (lumpfish) is the source of this 693-nucleotide messenger RNA. It is a transcript of the gene cacng1a, whose product is annotated as calcium channel, voltage-dependent, gamma subunit 1a. NCBI's taxonomy places the organism in Eukaryota, Metazoa, Chordata, Actinopteri, Perciformes, Cyclopteridae. Gene Ontology annotation, cellular component: membrane; L-type voltage-gated calcium channel complex. The record is from RefSeq and is a predicted model, not a curated record. Bases 1 to 693 code for a protein of 230 amino acids. Gene Ontology annotation, biological process: regulation of calcium ion transmembrane transport via high voltage-gated calcium channel; calcium ion transmembrane transport. The transcript has 4 exons. Gene Ontology annotation, molecular function: calcium channel regulator activity; voltage-gated calcium channel activity.
AUGCACAAGCGCACAAAGAUAAAGAUUGCAAUCUUCGUGCUACUAGUGGGUAUGGCCUGCAUGUUCACCGCGGUGGUAACAGACCACUGGGCCGUGCUCAGCCCGCGGGUGGAUAAAGUCAAUGAGACCUGUGAGGCGGCCCACUUCGGCCUGUGGAGGCUGUGCAAGAAGCAGAUCUACAUCAGCUCGGAACACUACAUGAAGGGGCAUGGCUGCGGCCCCAUCAGCCUGCCUGGAGAGGAAAACUGCACUUACUUCAGACACUUCACUCCGGGGCUGGAUACCGAGAUAUUUGAAUACAAAACACAAAGAGAGUACAACAUCUCGGCCGCAGCCAUCUCCAUCUUCAGUCUAGCCUUCAUGAUCCUGGGGUCUCUGUGCUUGGUCGGAUCCUGUACCGGUAAAGGCAAAGGAAGAGACUACCUCCUCAAACCUGCGGGCAUGUUUUUUGCAUUUGCAGGUAUCUGUGCCUUCAUCUCACUGGAAGUGAUGCGCCAGUCGGUCAAACGCAUGAUCGAGAGCGAGGAAACCAUCUGGAUCGAGUACUACUACGCCUGGUCCUUCGCUUGUGCCUGCACCGGCUUCAUCCUCCUCUUCCUCACUGGCAUCGCCCUCCUGCUCCUCUCCAUGCCCCAGAUGCCCAGGAAUCCAUGGGAGACUUGCAUGGACGCCGAGCCGGAUCAAGUGGAGUGA